Marmota flaviventris (yellow-bellied marmot) is the source of this 1662-nucleotide messenger RNA. Lineage: Eukaryota; Metazoa; Chordata; Mammalia; Rodentia; Sciuridae. The record is from RefSeq and is a predicted model, not a curated record.
AUGGCAUUUCCGGAACUCCUAGACCAAGUAGGUGGCACGGGCAGGUUCCAGAUUCUCCAGCUGAUGGCCCUGGUGGUCCCCGUCGUCCUGCUCACCAUGCAGAACAUGGCAGAGAACUUCUCGGCCGCCGUGCCCAGCCACCGCUGCUGGGUGCCCCUCCUGGACAACGGCACCAGCCAGGCCGGCGUCACAGGGGCCCUGAGUCCCCAGGCCCUCCUGGCUGUCUCCGUCCCACGGGGCCCCAACCAGCAGCCACACCAGUGUCUCCGCUUCCGCCAGCCGCAGUGGCAGCUCCUGGACCCCAACGCCACGGCCACCAACUGGAGCGAGGCCGCCACAGAGCCGUGUGUGGACGGCUGGGUCUAUGACCGCAGCAGCUUCACCUCCACCACCGUGACCACGUGGGACCUGGUGUGUGACUCUCAGUUCCUGAAGCCCGUGUCCCAGUCCAUCUAUCUGGCGGGGGUCCUGGUGGGAGCUGCGGUGUGUGGCCACGCCUCGGACAGGUUCGGGCGCAAGAGGGUGCUGACGUGGAACUACCUGCAGACUGCCGUGUCGGGGACGGUGGCUGCCUUCGCCCCCACCUUCCCCCUGUACUGCCUGUUCCGCUUCCUGGUGGCCUUCGCCGUGGCGGGCAUCAUGAUGAACUCGGGCAGUCUCCUGAUGGAGUGGACAUCGGCCCGGGCCCGCCCCUUGGUGAUGACCUUGAACUCCGUGGGCUUCAGCUUUGGCCAGAUGCUGAUGGCCGCGUUGGCCUAUGGUGUGCGUGACUGGUCGCUGCUGCAGCUGGCCAUCUCCGUGCCCUUCAUCCUCAGCUUUGUGUACUCAUGGUGGCUGCCCGAAUCCGCAAGAUGGCUCCUCAUCACGGGCAAGCUGGACUGGGGCCUGCAGGAGCUGCAGAGGGUGGCCGCCAUCAACGGCAAGAGGGCGGCAGGGGACGCACUGACCAUGGAGGUCGUGCUCUCAGCCUUGCAGGAGGAGGUGAGCAGGGGCCAGGACCCCGUCAGCCUGGGCACCCUGUUCUGCACACCCGGGCUGCGCCUCCGGACCUGGGUCUCCCUGAUGAUCUGGUUCGCCUUUGCCUUCACCUUCUACGGCCUGGCCCUGAACCUGCAGGCCCUGGGCAGCGACAUCUUCCUGCUCCAGCUGCUCAUCGGGGCCGUGGACCUCCCGGCCAAGAUGGGCACACUGCUGCUGCUGAGCCGCCUGGGCCGCCGCCCGCUGCAGGCCGGCUCCCUGGUGCUGUCGGGGCUCUGCGUCCUGGCCAACACCCUGGUGCCCCACGAGAUGGGGGCCCUGCGCUCAGCCCUGGCCGUGCUGGGGCUGGGGGCGCUAGGGGCCAGCUUCACCUGCGUGAGCAUCUUCCUUAGUGAACUCUUCCCCACGGUGCUCAGGAUGACAGCGGUGGGCCUGGGCCAGAUGGCCGCCCGUGGGGGAGCCAUCCUGGGACCCCUGGUCCUGCUGCUGGGCAUCUAUGCCCCCUCACUGCCCCUGCUGGUUCACGGGACCGUGCCAUUGUUGAGUGGCCUGGCUGCACUCCUGCUGCCUGAAACCCAGAACUUGCCGCUGCCCGACACCAUCCAUGAUAUACAGAACCAGGCAGUAAAGAAAGCAAGACACAGCCCUCCAAGGUGUGUGGUCCUCAAGGCCACCCAGCUCUAG